GUAAAACGCUGUCCGAGACAGCGAUUUACCCUGGAAGCUUAGUUUGGUAAAUAGUUUUGCCACGCAACCAUUUUUGUCAUUAGUUUACGUUUAGAGCUCAAAUUGGAAAAACGUUCUGUAGAAAGAGUGAUGAGGUAGAAAAAAAGAGUGAAAGAGGUAGAAUAUGAUAUGUGAAUCCCGCCAUUAACACCCACAUUUGAACAAAACCAAACAAACCGCCAUUAAAUUACUCACUCACUCACUCUUCCAACAAAAAAAUCAUAGAUGGCAGCUGCACCACCAGUAAUCCAACUCAUUGACUCCGACGAUGACGACGAUGGCAACGCCAACGCCAAAACUCCAGUUUCCAAACCACUCAACCCCCCUAAUUUCGUCGAUCUUGUGGAAGACAGCCCACUUCCUCCGACGACCAAACUCCACAAUUCAUCGUCUUCGUUUGUUCCCGAAACCCCAUUUUCCAAACUCACUCCUCCUCCUCUUCUCGCUAAUUCUUCAUCAGGUUCUGAUUCAGGAAAGGACCAGGUUAGAAGCCCUGAAUACGGUGUGCUGGAGCGUGAGAUUGAUUUUGAUAGUUGGUUAGACAUAGAUUCAACCGUUUGUCUUCAUAAGGGAGGGGAAUCCAAUGUUCAUGUGGAGGGGAAAGGUCUAGGAAAAAGAAGUUCAAUGGAAAAUGGAAGAACAGUUACAGAUGUGGAACAAAACUCGAAAAAGAGACCUAAAGUUAUGGCAAAUGAGAACUGCCAGGAGAAGGAAAGAAUUACUGCUACUUUCAAUGUGGAUCCCUUGGAUAGUUGUUAUCCAGGGAACUUGGAGUCCACGAAGACAUAUGACCAUAGCAGUCAUAUACAACCUAGUAAAAAUCAUGAUUGUGGACAAAAAAUUGUCACACUGGAAAAAGGAGGUGCAAUUCAUAAGCCAGAAAGUGGAUGUGAUGUUAAUACAGAGAAGAAACAGAACAAAGUUAAUCAGGCUGAAAAUAGAAAGAAAUUAUUAGAGGAAAAAAAGCUCAAGAAGGAGCAAGAGAGGUUGCGUAAAGCAGAAUUGAAGGAUGAAACCGCAAAACAGAAACGGUUGGCAAAAGAGAGGAAGAAGUUGGAGAACCAUACGUUCAGUGCUAAAGACAUUGUGGCUUUGAUUGAUCCGAAGGUUCUGUCAGGUUUAGUUGGAGGUAGGCUUGGACCACUGCUAACCAUGUUUAGCCAGAAAGAUCUUAGGUCUGAAAUUUUUGCAAAUCCCUUUGAAAAAUCAAUUGUUUGGAGAAUAGAGACUCCCAAAGACAUUUCUCAGCAUACUCCGAGAAAAAAUGAUAUACAAUAUAUAUUGCUCAUAUAUGGUGAUGCUGGGGAAUUUUGUAAACGUGCUAAUGAUGGAUCUCUUAUGGAUCAUAUUGCUUCUGUGCAAAAGCAUUAUCCAUCUUACACAAUCUGCUGCCUUACAAAUAGGUUGAUGUCUUUUAUCAAUAAAAGGGAGCAACAGAAGUAUAAACAACAAAAGGUUGCUAGUGACUGGAUACGCCCACCUGUGGAAGAGCUUUUUGCCAAGUUGACUACUCAGUUCUCCAAUGUUCAUAUAAGACAAUGUGUUGAUGAGGCUGAAGUAGCUGAACAUGUUGUUGGGUUGACAAUCAACCUUGCCAAGUGCCAGUCUCGCAAGAAGCUGACACACUUGUCUGUGAAUGCCAAUGGAUGUAAUGUGACCAAGGAUUGUCUGUACAGAAGCGUUAUAAAGAAGGAUUCAUGGUUAAAGGCACUGGUUUCAAUCCCGAAAGUGCAACCUCGACAUGCUUUUAUUAUAGGGAAGAAUUAUUCUUCUAUGAAGUCUCUCUUGCAAGUCUACAUGGAUCCGACUAAAACUGUAUCUGAAAAGGAAUUAUUACUCGAAGAUCUACCUCUAGAAGAUGGGAAAAGAGUAGGCCCGAAAUGUUCAAAGAGCAUAUACAGAAUACUCAUGGCCAAGGAUGGAAACAUCGUGACUGAUAAUGCUGUAAAUGGUGCUGAUAAUUUCUCCAGUCAGUGAGUACAUUGGCUUUUGUUUUGGUGUCCUGUGGUCUAUAUAUACAUCUGUGAAGUUGGGGGGAACUACUCAUUCCCAUUCUUUAAGAGAUCAGAGCAACUUUUGGUGAUGGAGAAGAGCAAAUCAAUGCCGGAAUACUCUUCCUAUGUAAAAGCCAACUAUGCAUUCGAAGAUGGUCCUAGAGCUUACACAUUCAACGGCCCGAGCAACAACGGGGAUGAAUUCGGAGGGUCCGGAAACCCGGAAGUAAAGAGGAAGAAGAGAGUGGCAUCCUAUAACAUGUAUGCCAUGGAGGGUAAGCUGAAAUCAACAUUUCGCAACAGCUUUAAGUGGAUCAAGAGUAAAUUUUCUGAUGAUUAUUUUGAUGUGUAAAACUUAGUAUCAGUUUAAUCUUUCUACCAUGUUAUUGGAACAUUGUGUUGGUUUGUACAGUUUGAUAAAACUAAGUGUGUUUAGGCAUUUCUGGAAUUUGCUUUAUUUGCCAAUCAAGGUUGCAAGUUAAGUUUCAUUUACAGGCAAUUUUAGUAGAGAUUCUCUAUGCCCAAAAUGUCUCAUUUUCAACUUUGUGACUGCCUUAGACAAUAAUAUUGUUGUAGUGAUUAGAAAUCUUUCAAGGAUUUUGCUUAAUACUUCCAAAAUAUAAUACAAUAAAGGGUUAGUUAUGAUAUUUAUUUAA
Molecule: messenger RNA, 2689 nt
Organism: Chenopodium quinoa (quinoa)
Lineage: Eukaryota; Viridiplantae; Streptophyta; Magnoliopsida; Caryophyllales; Amaranthaceae
Product: crossover junction endonuclease EME1B-like
Exons: 12
Coding region: 265-2016 (583 amino acids)
Biological process (GO): DNA repair
Cellular component (GO): nucleus; Holliday junction resolvase complex
Molecular function (GO): nuclease activity; DNA binding
Source: RefSeq, a predicted model, not a curated record